AUGUCGGCAACACUACCGGAAACCAUAUCCCGCAUCCAACUCUUUCAACUCUCGCCCUUUUUGCUCCAUGCUUAUUAAUAUCAAUACUUGUCCGUGACGGAUAACCGCCUCACAUGCCGAAUAUUUGUGAGCUUGUGUGUGUGCAUGUGUGUGUGUGUUUCUCUGCCCGUUUAUCCACUCAUCACAGCAUGGGAGGCUAGACCAAGACCGGCUCCCCGACGAGCCGCUCGCCGCUACUGCUGUAUCCUGAAAACUUUUCUUCCUUCCUAUUGAUUUUAGAUAGACGGGGGUGGAGAAAUACGCACAUGUUACAUGUUUGAACCCUGCAUCCCAUUCCGCCGCCCGUUCAUGGAUCGACAGGUGAGUCAUCUGGACCGUCCACACGAUGCUCUGGCAUUGCCUGCCCCGUGGGACGCUGGCCAGGUCGCCAGCCACGAUGAUAUCGUGAGCUUUCUGUGGCUGCGUCUAUCCAUCGGCAAUCCCCUCGCUGGCCCCUAAUCCUAGUCGGACUACCUAAUCGCUAGAAGCCGCCAGCCAAUCCCGCCGGCCUUGUCCAAGGUACCUCUCUCCCUACAUUGUCGGCAGGGACUCUCUGCGUAUAAGUCGACCACGGCGCAUCCCACAUCUCUUCGCUGACCGCCCCCCUCCCCUCCCUCUUUAUUAUCUGUUCUCCUCUUUCUCCCUCCUCUCUCACGUCUAGGACCGGCCGGUUCUUCCACCAACACCCGCAAUGGACGCCACGAUGCUCCGGACCCUGGUCGAGGUCGAAUCCCGCGACCGCGACGCCGGGUCUCCUCCCCUCCUCCCCGCCGCCCCGGCCAAGGCGGUCCCUCGGACCUACCCGGGCGCGCCCCACCGCGACGAGUCCUCGAUCGAGCUCUCGCGCCUCAGCAACACAGCCGACGACCGCCAACACAACAGCCACAAUGUCGGCGGCAACACCGCCAAUAAAGCCGGCGCCCCUCCGUCUCGCCCUACGUCGCCGACGUCGGCCCCCGACGUCGAGAUGAGCCGGCCCCCAAGCCCGGCCGCCUUCGAGGUCCUGCAGAGCAUCUCGGACCCUUACAUGAACCGCUACCGUCUGGCGGCUGCGUGCCUCAUGAACUUUGGUAACGGUCUGAACGACAGCGCCCCGGGUGCUCUGAUCCCCUACAUUGAGAAGCACUACGACAUUGGCUACGCCAUCGUCUCCCUCAUCUUCAUCGGCAACGCCCUGGGCUUCAUUUUCGGCGCCGCCUUCCUUGAGUCCCUGCGCAUGCGCCUCGGCCGCGCCCGCCUCCUCGCGCUGGCCCAGACCGUCAUCACGAUCGGCUACGCGCCCAUCCUCGCCCGCGCCCCCUUCCCGCUCGUCGUCGUCUCCUUCUUCCUGCUCGGCUUCGGCAUGUCCCUGACCCUCGCCGUCAACAAUGUCUUCUGCGGCUCCCUGCGCCAGGCCACCACCGCCCUCGGCUUCAUCCACGGCGCCUACGGCGUCGGCGGCACCGUCGGGCCCCUCAUCGCCACCGCCCUCGUCACCGCCGCCCGAGCAAGCUGGAGUACAUACUACGUCAUCCCCCUGGGCCUGGCCGUCUUCAACGGCGCCUUCGCCACCUGGUCCUUCUGGCGCUACGACGCCGACCUCCCCGCGCCGUCCCGGCCGGACACCGCUGCCACCGCCGCCGCCGUCGACUCGGGCACCCAUCUCCUCAGCAUGUUCCACGCCCUCAAGGCGCGCGUCGUGCUGCUGGGCGCGCUCUUCAUCUUCGCCUACCAGGGCGCUGAGGUGUCCAUCUCGGGCUGGGUCAUCUCCUUCCUCAUCGCCGUGCGCGGCGGCGACCCGGACUCGGUCGGCUACGUGACGGCCGGCUUCUGGGGCGGCAUCACCAUCGGCCGGCUGUGCCUGUCGCACCCGGCCCACCGCGUCGGCGAGAAGCUGUUCGUCGUGCUCGCCACCGUCGGCGCUACCGUCUUCCAGCUGCUCGUGUGGUGGGUGCCCAACGUCGUCGGCCCCGCCGUGUCCGUCGCCAUCGUCGGCCUGCUGCUGGGGCCCAUCUACCCGUGCGCCGCCGCCGUUUUCAUGAGGGGCAUGACGGGCCACGAGAGGUCCAGCGGCAUGGGCGUCAUCAGCGCGUUCGGCAGCUCGGGCGGCGCCGUCGCGCCCUUCACGACGGGUAUCCUCGCGCAGGCGGCCGGCACGUGGGUGCUGCACCCGAUCGCCAUCGGGCUGUUUGCCGUGAUGAUGGUGUCGUGGUACGGUGUGCCGCACGGCAGGAAGAGGUCCGAGUAAGGGAGGAAUCCUAGUGAGAAAUCAAAGCGACAAUGGGGAGACUGGCGGGUGGACCUGAGUGGUCAAAAGCAGGUUGCAUUCCCUACGUCUUGCUGUGAGUAUGGUUACGAACGGGGCGGUAUGGCAAGCAAUUGGAACACGCAACGAGUCGUUCGUCCGCAGAGGACGCACGAAAGGCUUGAUGAAUUGGUGGAAACCCCAAAGGGCAUCGGUGAAUGGUAUCGAUCUCGUCG
Messenger RNA from Colletotrichum destructivum, 2499 nucleotides. Its product is annotated as Putative major facilitator superfamily, MFS transporter superfamily. The transcript has 2 exons. Gene Ontology annotation, biological process: transmembrane transport. Gene Ontology annotation, cellular component: membrane. Lineage: Eukaryota; Fungi; Ascomycota; Sordariomycetes; Glomerellales; Glomerellaceae. The coding region runs from base 731 to 2266 and encodes 511 amino acids. Gene Ontology annotation, molecular function: transmembrane transporter activity. The record is from RefSeq and is a predicted model, not a curated record.